Molecule: messenger RNA, 1218 nt
Organism: Peronospora matthiolae
Lineage: Eukaryota; Oomycota; Peronosporomycetes; Peronosporales; Peronosporaceae
Source: the annotation of a GenBank genome assembly
AUGGCGAGCUGGACCGACUACUGCAGGUCGCACUUCUAUGCGAUGAAAGCCCGGCCAGUGUCCGCUUUCGACCCCUCGGGCUUCCUCAUCAUCGUCUCUUUCUGUCUCCUGCUCGUGGGCGUUGUAGCUGCCACGACGCGGGCGCUCGUCUCGCGUCAUGGACUCGUGCUGCGCUCGCGCGUGGAGAAGAAUCUGCAGGACAUGUCGCUCUACGUAUCGGACCAGCGCCACCGCGUGGGUGAGAACUUGCUGUACAUCAAAGGACGAGCCAUCGAUCACUCGGGUCGCCAGGGCUUUAUCACGGAGAUGCUGAGCUACGCGUACCUCUCGCGUCUCGCCUUUUCGCUCUCGAUCUUUGCGAUUGCCUCGUAUCUCAAUACGCUGGCAGCGGUGAUUGCAGGGUGGCGCACGCCAAACGUUGUGAUUCUGAACCUCACAAUGGAACGCACCGACCUCAAGACCCUUCCAGACCUCGGACACGAUCUUUUUAAAUUCGUCAUGACAAAGAUCUAUGGCCAAACCACGUAUAUCGAGUGGUUUGACCUUCCGGACGAGUUCCUCGCAGCUGUUGGCGCGCUCACGUCGCUCAUUUUCAUCCUGCAUCCGCGGCGUCUGUUGAUCAUACGUCGAUUCUGCUUUAUCUUUGCUAUCAUCAACCUCAUGCGAGCUUGCUGCGUGGCGGUCACGUCGCUCCCGGAUGCUAGUCCCAUGUGCAUUUCUCAGUUUGAUACGGAGCGCGGAAACUACAAGUUGCUCCCCGUUUUUCCAAAAGCUUUCUUUCGCGCGUGGAAGGUCUUGAUCCGCCCGUCACAGCACAUCACGUGCGGCGACAUGGUCUUUAGCGGCCACGCUGUCUUUCUGGUCCUCUGUUGCAUGUUCGCUGGGACGUACUGCGUUCGCUCGGAGUUGAACACACCGUUCACCCGACGCUUCCCGUGCGUGUUGUGGAUGAUACGCUACUACACGUAUAUCAUGUCGGCUUUUGGCAUCUUUGCUAUCGUGGGCACGCGUUUGCAUUACACUCUUGACGUUCUCAUCGCUAUCUACAUCACUAUGCAAGUCUGGCUCACAUACCAUUGGCUUAUGAAGCACCCGGAGAAUACAUUUGUGCUCAUCAGCUGGCUCGAGCACGCUGAAGUGCACUUGGUCGACCAAAACGCCUACCACAAGGCACGGCGGUCUGGUAGCCAAAGUGGCCGUGCUGAUAAGAUCGACUAG